UGUUUUUUUACAGAUUUUACACUAUACUUUUUAUUUUAUUUAAUAUUUACAGUUUUAUCACCGUCAUUAUGUCACCACGAUUUUAAAUUACUCAGAACUUUUAAAGCAUUUUUCAAGUUUCAAUGAUAUUUUUAAAAUAACCAUUUGAAAGUAACAAGCAAGUAAAAAAUGCCUUCAAAUGCCAAAGUAUUCCUUCACUAUGGACCUUAUGAAGCUGCUGGUACUGUAGAAUACAGACAGUCUAGGUUACAAGGUCUAAAAACUCUUUUAACUCGUGCUGGCCACUCAGUAGAGCUCAGACCUUUUAAAGACUGGAAUGUUGUAGAGUUAUGGGUCAAUGGUGAAAAGGUGUUUUCUUGCGACAUUCGAAAACUGGACUAUGGUGGAGAUGGGGACCUGGAUCCUUUGUGUCAUGAAGCAUGUCGAGCGGUAGGGAAAGCAUUUUAAUUUUAUACAGAAGUUCAUGGAUUUUAUAUUUUGUUACUCUAUUACUAUUUGUAACCAUUUUGUAUUUAUUAUUGUUAUUUCAUUAAGUUUCAUUUACAUUGCAAACAUUAGAAUAUCUAAGUUUCUAAAAUGUUUAGAAUAGUGCAUUCAAAUAUAUAGCAAUACUUGAAUUAAUUACAAAAGAUACCCACUACCUGUACAUUUAUUAAAUUUAUAAAAAUAAUAUAGAUAAAUUUCAAAUUAUGUAAUAGUCUGUUAAUGGUGAAUAUUUGAACAUUUGGAAAUAUUGUAAGGUGAUCAGUUUAGCAGUCAGUUUAAAAGCAUCCUUAAAACAUUUUAUUGUAAUAUCAAAUUUUUUUUUGGUCUAUUAAUUGGAGAUUUGUUUUAAUUAAUAACUAAAAUUUUAUUUAUUAAUUAAACUUGUUUUUGUAUUAUAUUUGAACAAGUUCUUGAAAUAAAGUAUGUUAAA
Messenger RNA from Physella acuta, 916 nucleotides. RefSeq names its product UPF0728 protein. NCBI's taxonomy places the organism in Eukaryota, Metazoa, Mollusca, Gastropoda, Physidae. The record is from RefSeq and is a predicted model, not a curated record.